AUGCUAGCAUUUGGCUACCGUCAGAGCAAUUCAGACCACACAUUCUUCCUGAAGAAACAAUAUAGUAAGAUCACUGCACUCAUUGUAUAUGUGGAUGACAUAGUAGUUAUAGGGAAUGAUCAUAAAGAAAUGAAGGCUCUCAAGAAAUACUUGUUCGGAGAAUUCGAAAUGAAAGAUCUAGCUGAGACAUCAGUAGAAGAAGGACUGAAGUUAUGUGUUGAGUCCAACCAAGUACCUGCUAAUAAAGGAAGAUACCAAAGACUUGUAGGGAGAUUGAUGUACUUAGCACACACGAGACUGGAUCUGGCUUACGCAUUGAGUAUUGUCACCCAGUUUAUACAUGAUUGUGGAAAGAAACAUAUGAAUGCAGUUAUGCGCAUUUUGAGGUAUCUGAAAUCUGGUCCUGGAAAAGGAAUUUUGUUUACUAAAAAUGCUGGUUACCAAAACAUAGAUGCAUAUACUGAUGCUGACUGGGCUGGAGCUAUAGAUGAUAUGCAAUCUACUUCUGGUUACUUCACUUUUGUAGGAGGUAAUCUUGUUACAUGA
Cornus florida is the source of this 546-nucleotide messenger RNA. Its product is annotated as secreted RxLR effector protein 161-like. The transcript is spliced from 2 exons. NCBI's taxonomy places the organism in Eukaryota, Viridiplantae, Streptophyta, Magnoliopsida, Cornales, Cornaceae. The record is from RefSeq and is a predicted model, not a curated record. Bases 1 to 546 code for a protein of 181 amino acids.